This is a messenger RNA of Anopheles merus, 2005 nucleotides long. Its product is annotated as glutactin-like. Bases 168 to 1838 code for a protein of 556 amino acids. The transcript has 6 exons. The record is from RefSeq and is a predicted model, not a curated record. NCBI's taxonomy places the organism in Eukaryota, Metazoa, Arthropoda, Insecta, Diptera, Culicidae.
UUCACUGUCAGCUGGUAACUGUCAGUCCAAAGUGGAUAAAGCGUCAUAAAAAGACGUCGAAAGCGAAGAAAGAAAUCCUCGAGAAUCUGCAGCCGGGAUUCUCCAUUCCUAACGGUUCUAAAGUUGUAUUUUAGUUUGGUUCCAGCAUCGUUCUCCUACUCACCGUCAUGACCGACCAAGGUGUGGAGGCCAGUUCGCCGAUCGUAAAUCUGGCCGAGCUGGGUGCAUUGCGGGGCAGCACCGGCACGAGCGCUUGGACGGGUCGCAAGUUUUACCAAUUCCUGGGCGUUCACUACGCCCAAACAACGUCCGGCAAAAAUCGGUUCCGGCCGCCGAUAAAAGUAGCCCCCUGGCAGGGGAUAAAGGAUGCCAGCCGGCACGGCAUGCCCUGUCCGCAGCUGAAGUUGCUGUCCCUAUUUACCGGCAAAGCGUUUGCCGGUGAUCCGGAAGACUGUUUAACGCUGUCAAUCUACAGCUCCGAUCUCGCGGCCAAGCGCCCGGUGAUGGUGUUCAUCCACGGGGGCGGUUUUUACGAAGGCUGUGCCAAAAACCAAACGGGCGAGUAUCUGAUGGAACGGGACGUUGUCCUAGUGACCAUCCAGUAUCGGCUGGGGCCGCUCGGAUUUCUGCAGACCGACACCGGCAGCAUUCCCGGCAAUAUGGGGCUGAUGGAUAUGAAGCUGGCGCUCGAAUGGGUACAGGAGCAUAUCGGGCGGUUCGGGGGCGAUCCGGCCAAUGUGACGCUGUUCGGGCAGUCGGCCGGUGCGGCCGCCGUUUCCGCCCUGCUGUACAGCCCGCAGGUGCCGGACGGGUUGUUCCACAAGGUGAUACUGCAGUCGGCCGGAUCGAGUGCGCCGUGGGUGUGGGACAGGGAACCGCUGCAAAGUGUGCGAGAUCUAGCGUUUGAAGCUGGCGAGGAAUUUGAUGCACCGGAGGAAGAAAUCGAUACGUUUUAUCAGAACGUAGACGUUUGGAAGCUGUUGCAUGUGUUCAACGAGUACAAGGUAAAGACAACGCUGGAGAGCGGAUUGGAUCGUGUCGGUGGCAAUCGGCUCGUGACCGGCGAUUGGGAGCGAUACCUACCGCAAACGCCGCUGGAGUGUAUGAAGCAGGGCAAGGUACGGCCCAACAUUCCGAUGAUGGCGGGCGUCACCAAGCACGAGGGCACCUUUCUGCUGACGACCGUGUACGAUCAUUUCAAGAGGACGGGCAAGCUGGAUGAUCCUGCUUUUGUGAAGUAUGGCUUGAUGGAUGCUGUGAGCAAGUUCCUGGGCGCAGGAGAUGAUCCCACCGGUGCGUUCGUUGGGUAUCAGAUGCGAUCGUUGUUCACGUCGAAGGAGCUGGAAAGUGGCAGCUUUGGUGAGAUGGCCGAUGGAUUGAUUGAUCUGGCUGGCACCAUACUGAUCAAAGCGCCGCUGCUCCGCGAAGCGCAGGCGAAUGCACGCGUCAAUCCAAACGCGACGUACCUGUACACGUUCGAUUACGUCGGCGAGCAUUCGCGGUUCGGCUAUGGGAACGAUACGUCCCACUAUCCGUUCGGCGGUGGCGUGCACCAUUCCGACGACAAGCUGUACCUGUUCCCGUACCCACCGGGCAAGCCGGACGCGCUGAACGAACGCGAUACGGCGAUGGCGAAGCUGAUGGUCGACCUGUGGACGUCGUUUGCGGCGGAAGGGGUACCAAAGUCGGACCGCUUGACCGUACCGUGGAACCCGAUGACCGCUUACGCUGGGCCUUACCUUCACAUCAACGAUCCGCCGAGCGUGGGGGACAAUUUCUACCGCGAGUUUACCGCUGCAAGCGAUGAGAAACGAAGCCGGAACAAGGAACGUACCUAAAAAGAGAGAGAAAGAGAGUGAGAGGGGAAGGAAGAGUGGCCUUUUCUUAUACUUAAAACCGAUCCAUCUAUACAACACCAUUCAUCAUCACAUAUCGCGGUGGGUUAAAGGUAGGUAAAACCUCUGGGGACAGUAUGCAACGCUAAUAAAAGCGAAAAACCAAAACA